Lolium rigidum is the source of this 1138-nucleotide messenger RNA. RefSeq lists its product as uncharacterized. The record is from RefSeq and is a predicted model, not a curated record. Bases 518 to 877 code for a protein of 119 amino acids. The transcript has 3 exons. NCBI's taxonomy places the organism in Eukaryota, Viridiplantae, Streptophyta, Magnoliopsida, Poales, Poaceae.
UAUAUACGAACCUUGGGUUCUCCUGUCAAGGGAAAAAAUUAGGGACGAUUUAGGAUUUUUGGUGGGGAUAUGUUUUGAUUCUGGUGCUCCGGAUGACAAGACCAGAUUUAGUAAGAAACAAAUCUUGAGAUUGCUACACAGGAUAAUUGAAGAUUGUGUACAACCCUCGAUGAAUUCCAUUAGAGCUAUUUUUCUGGUUGUGUGAAUGGUGAAUCUUUUGCUUGCUGGAGUCACACUGUUGGAUUCAAGCGUGCAAUUUUGCAAAUAUAUAUUGUUUAAAAGCUUAAUUUGAUCAUAAUUUGGGAAUAACUCAAUGUGCAGGCCUUGUUAAGUGAAACAUUUUCUUUCCUUUUAGCGACAUGGGUAUGGAGCAUUUGAUGAGUGUGGUGAAUCCUUCAUCAGGUUAGCCAAUGUUUCCCUCAGAUGACAUGGUUUCUGUUUACGGCAAACUGCGACUGACUAUUUGUUCCUAGGUCAUGCCUUACAAAGAGGCCCCGAACGUCAUGAUGAUGGACCAAUGGAGGAAAUGAAAGAGCUACAAAGGCAGAGAGCAGAAACAAAGAUGGAAAAGUGCCAAAGCACAGAAAGCAGGAGUGGAGCGAUCAGAUGUCCAAUACCAUGCAAAAGCAGCAGGCCAUACAGGGAGUAUGAUUUCAAAACUUCGCAAGAUCUCCCCGAUUUCAUUGUGAGCAAGGCUUCUCCUCCACCAUACUUUAUGGGAUCUCCGCCAGUUCGUGCAAGCAAUCCCCUUGUCCAUGAUACACAGUUCUGUUCUUGGAAACUACAAAAUGUCGAUCAAUCACCUGGCAUUCCUAUACCAACCAAGAGUUGCAGUGUUGACUAUUGGGUGAGAGGAGGAUCUAUUACGAAGUCUUGAAGCUACAUUUAAUCCGUUUCAUGACUGCUCAUAGACCCGCUGUGAAGUUGUAGUUGUAAUUCUGGUUCUUUCUACAAGUACAGUUGUACAUAUGAGUUGCCAACCUCUGGAAGCUAUCGUUUUCAAGGUUCCUUUUUUGUGUGUCAUCUCAUCGGAAGUCUUGUAUAUAUCUUUCUGUUGAAUUUAUGGGCAGCUAGGCUAGUUUCAACGUGUAAAAUUGUUAAACUCUGUUGUAGAGAAAUGAGCUAUUCUGAAUGAAAA